AUGGAAGCUUUCGUGGAGUCGGUGGACGAGGAGGACCUCCGGGGGCCUCCUCCCGCCAAGGACGCGUUCUCGCCCAUAGAUCGACGCGUAUCGGCGCCGAGCACCCCCGCGUUCAGCCCGGGAGCUUCGUUCGAGUCUCCAAAGAUGCCCACGCCCUCGGCCAAGCAGGCGCUGCUGGCGAGGCUCAACGACGUGUCCAUCCCGUCGUCGCCAUGGGGCGCGGCGACGACCCCGCCCCACUCGCCCGCGGUACUCACACCCACGAGGCAUUUCGAAUCCACCGCUGCAUCACCCGGUUGGGGACGAACCGGAGGCGGGUUCAGGAAGGUCGGAACCGAAGAUUCCAAUUCCGGAAAGGACGGCACGCUGAGGCUCAAGGAGACGAUGUCGCCAAACGCGACGGUAAAAGUGUACAGCCCGGUGCGGCAGAACCCGAUAGUGACACUGAUGCACGAUGUGGAGGCGAUGGAAAAGAAGCAGGGGGAGAUCGCGAGGAGGAGACGGGACAGGGAGGAGACGAAGCGACGGACGACGCGCGGGGAAUUCGAGGAGGAGAUCGAAAUGCCGGAUGGUCCACCGCUCGAGCCCGAAGGCUCGUACGUCCCGAGGCUACGACCCACCAGCUCCCCGUCCAUCGUCAGGGUCCGCGGGUCCAUACGCAAAGCCGAGGCGACCCCGCGCGUCAUCGACGGCAGGACCCCGACCAAGGCAUCCACCGAGUCGGCGCUGCGAACCGCGAGGGUGGUCCCCGGCAUGCACCCGGUUGGCACCGGGGCGUCGUUCCUGGAGUGGUCCACGCGCGUGCCCGGCAAGCCGACCCCGCCAAAGCCGCGCAACCCGCCGGUGCCGAAGACGAAGGACCUGAUGCGGCGACGAAAGCCGAAGAAGGUGCUGAAAAAGUCGCAGAAGAUGGCGGUCGCGCGGUGGAAGCUCGCGCGGGAGUGGGUGCUCGAGAAGGUGCGAGCGGACAAGAGGAGACAAAUCAGGCGAAACCUCGACGCCGUGCGGCAGAGGCGGGAGGACGAGAGGGCUGCCAAGGAGGCUGCCAGGGCCGCGGCGAUCAGGGCCGAGGAGGAGGAACUGGACGACGAGCUCAUGAGGCUGGAGAUGGCGACGGAUGCUUUCCAGCAGCUUUGGCUAGCCACGGCGGCGUAG
This is a messenger RNA of Micromonas commoda, 1155 nucleotides long. RefSeq lists its product with no specific name. Bases 1 to 1155 code for a protein of 384 amino acids. NCBI's taxonomy places the organism in Eukaryota, Viridiplantae, Chlorophyta, Mamiellophyceae, Mamiellales, Mamiellaceae. The record is from RefSeq and is a predicted model, not a curated record. The transcript has a single exon.